This is a messenger RNA of Orcinus orca (killer whale), 2202 nucleotides long. It is a transcript of the gene FAM50B, whose product is annotated as family with sequence similarity 50 member B. Gene Ontology annotation, biological process: chromatin organization. The record is from RefSeq and is a predicted model, not a curated record. Lineage: Eukaryota; Metazoa; Chordata; Mammalia; Artiodactyla; Delphinidae. Gene Ontology annotation, cellular component: nucleus.
AUGACGCCAACCCGAUUUCCGGAACGUCGUGGAAAUAGUGUUUAUGAGUGUGAAUUGCUAUGUGUGCAGACGGAAGGGCAGAAGUGCCCCCCCUUCCAGCCCCCGUGGGGCGCAGCCCUGCCCCCCGGCCCCUCGGGCCCUGGUCCUGAGAGCAUCCUGUCCUCGACGUCGCUAGUUCCGGGCCCAGGGCCGGGGACGCAGCCAACCACUGGCCCUGGCAGAGGAGCUGCCCCCACCGCAUCCUCUCAGCUGUGGCUCCUCCCCAGCACCGCCGUGGGGCCCCAGGCCAGUUCGGGACCUGAGAAUGUGGCAGGAGCCCAAGGGGACAGUGAGGCAGUAACUUCUGCCAGGCCGGGUGCCCGGCCCUCGCUGGUGGCAUGGGCGCUCGGCCGGGCAGGCUCCUUCGAGCUUGGGCUGGAGCUGGCAGGGUUUGACCUUAGUCCAGUGGCUGAGCUCCUGGGACCCUCCACACCCCCAUCUAACAUCCCCGGCUCGUUGACGCACCAGGUGGCCACAGCUGCGAGAGUGACCCCAGCGGGUCUCACGCCAUCCUGCGGGUUGGCAGGCCGAUCGGGGGCAGCUUAUGUCAAGUACCCGGUUCGCGCCUCGUGCUCAAUAAGCCCCAUACGGCUGCACGUGGGUCAGCGCAGCUACAGAACGUUCCAUUCUGUUGGAACGCGUCCAUCUAGACCGUUCGCCGAGCUGUCACUCUGGCCCCUCCGGAACUCCCUGCCUCUGUUCCCCGCUAUAGAGUCCACGCGGUGGCUCCGAGCUCCCAGGCCGGGGUCGAGAGCACGCGGCGCGCGUGGCCCCGGGGAGCCGGCGGGCGGCACGGCUCGGUACAAGGGCACCAUAGCGCGGGCCGGCCGGGCCCUGCACCCGCUCAACCAGCGCGAGAAGCAGAAGGCGCACACGGGGGUCCUGAGGCGGCGCAUAGCCGAGGAGACCAUCAGCAAGCCCAAGGUGGGCCGGAAGUGCGCCCACUGCGACGCGAUGGAGGCCGAGCUGAAGCGGAGCACCGCGGGGCUGCUGACCCUGCACGACGUGAAGGCGCGGCUGGAGGCCCUGGCGCGCCAGCGCGAGAUGCAGUGGGCGCAGCGCGAACGGCGGGAGCGGCGGCGGCGCCGGCAGCUGGACGACGACGGCGACGAGGACCCCGAGGGGGGCGACCCCGAGGGCAAGGACGCGGCCGUGGACACGAGCUUCCUGCCGGACCGCGAGCGCGAGGAGGUAGAGGCGACGUCCAGGGCGGCCCGUGGGGCCGCGGAGGCCCGGAUCCGGCCGCACGACCACCCCUUCUACGACCUGAGGGUGGCGCCGACGCGCGGCAAGGAGGGGCCGCGCUUCACCGUAGACGUGCACGACGACGUGCGGCUGCGCAGCGACGCUCUGGAGAACAACGAGUCGCCCGCGGACAAGGCGGCGCCGCGCAGCAGGCGCGGGAAGAGCCAGCGCCUCUUCCCCACCCGCCGCCGGGAGCCCUACGAGCCCGAGAAGCGCUGGGACGGCUGCACCGUCCGGCGACGCCAAGUCCGCUCCCCCGCCAGCGCGCUCCGGUGGCCUUGGCCUCUGCCCUGGAAUUCAGUCAAGACCGACCGAGGCUUGGCGCUGUGCGGAUGUGGUCCUUCUGUGGCUGGUGUUCUUCUCCGUCGUUGGGUGGGUUUCGGAGUGCUUCUAAGGUUGCCUGGCUCUGCUGGGCCGGGUGGAAGCCUCGCCGGGCGCGCGGUGGACGGCAGUGAGGGUCAAGGCUGCUCUGACCUGGGUCACAGCGUUGUGGCCAGGAGUCGUUGUCAUGGACUUGGUCCCCAAGCCCCCAGACUGUCGGGGUUCGGGUCCCAGCCCGGCUUCUUACUUGCUGUGUGAUUUGAGGCAAACUGAUGGAAACUCCGUGCGUCAGUUCCCUCUCCUAUAAAUAGGGGUAACCAUAGCACUGGAGAUCAAAGCGAGGAUGAAAUGAGUCUGUAUUUGUCAAACACUUAGACCUCAAUAAAUACCUGCUCUUAUUCUUCUGUUGUUGGUUAAUUUAUUUGAAGCAGUUUAUAUGGCCCAUUUCAGAACCAUCUGAGGGCAAAGGCGGACCUGCCCAUCACUUUUUCCCGGUAUCAGGGGAGCAGCCCUGCCCUGGGUGUUCCUCAGCUUGGCCACUUAGCCCCAGGGGUCAGGGGAACAGAAAGUUGGUGCAUGUGUGCGUGUGUGUGCGCG